Ixodes scapularis (black-legged tick) is the source of this 2022-nucleotide messenger RNA. RefSeq names its product 7-dehydrocholesterol reductase. The transcript is spliced from 3 exons. The record is from RefSeq and is a predicted model, not a curated record. Gene Ontology annotation, cellular component: endoplasmic reticulum membrane. Bases 190 to 1536 code for a protein of 448 amino acids. Gene Ontology annotation, molecular function: 7-dehydrocholesterol reductase activity. Lineage: Eukaryota; Metazoa; Arthropoda; Arachnida; Ixodida; Ixodidae. Gene Ontology annotation, biological process: brassinosteroid biosynthetic process; cholesterol biosynthetic process.
ACUUUGAAGGUCAAUAUCAGGGAGACGUGAUACGAGCUUUGAGAGCGACAGCCCCAAGUGAUAAGAUAUCUCGACUGCAGCGCCAGACCUCCACAGAGAUAUUUCGUGCAGGCUACACGGUCGGGUUUGAAGUGCUUCGACCCCUGAUUUUCUAUAAAUUAUUUUUCCGUAGUUUACUUACGCGCUAUAAUGAGUAGACACGAUUUAGGCCGGGCUUCAGCUGGACGCAAUCAGAAAAGCAUGGAAGAGGCACCGCCCAGCUUUGUGUCGGGAACACUUAUACCAUUGUUCCUGAUGCUAUUAACGCCAAACAUCGUUGUCUGUGGGAUAUAUUUUGUGGUGGUAUACGGAUCGUCCAUUGCUGAAGUCUCGAAGAUUGGCUUUCUUACGUUCUGGUACGACUCGUGGACAGCACGAGGACUUGGAACCUACGAGACUUGGCUGUUCCUGCUCCUCUUCACUGCGUACUCUGGACUCUCGCUGGUCAUCUUGCCGGGCAAAGUCUACUACGGGCCUCCCACUUCUUCAGGACAUAGGCCCCUCUACAGUCGAACGGGAGUGCUCUACUACACGUUGACAAUGGGAAUAACCGCGUACCUAAUUCUGUACCAGGACGUCCGUUGCUGGAGCAUCUACCGAAGUCUCCCCGAUGCGGCUGUCGCCAUGACCCUCGUGGGGUUCGUGGUAUCCUCCCUUCUUUUCAUCAAGGGUCACGUGAGUCCCUGCCCUGGAGAAAGUGGCUCCUCCGGGAAUAUCAUAUUUGACUUCUACUGGGGAAUGGAACUGUACCCACGACUGGGGAAGCACCUGGACGUGAAACAGUGGACCAACUGCCGGUUCGGAAUGAUGCUCUGGCAGCUCAUGGUGCUGAUCAGCUGGAAGGCCCAAGUUGAGGACAGUGGCUGGAACUGGUCGAUGGCAGCAACGGCCAUACUCCAGACUGUGUACAUCGCCAAGUUUUACUGGUGGGAAGAUGGAUACAUGACGAGCAUCGACAUCAUCGUUGAUCGUGCAGGUUACUACAUCUGCUGGGGCUGCAUCUGUUUCCUGGGUCUGCUGUACGGACUCACGAGCCUGUAUAUGGUCGAAAACAGCCCAGAGAGCAGCGCAGCAUUUGGAGUCGGUGACAUCGCCUUUGGUCUCGUCAUGAUUGGCUGCAACUACUGGUGCGACUACCAGCGGCAGGUUGCGCGGGCGUCCAACGGAAAGUGCCACAUCUGGGGAUCCCCGGCGAGGGUCAUCAAGGCGUCGUACCGAGACUUGUACGGCAGGCAGAAGACAAACCUCCUUCUGGCGUCGGGCUUCUGGUCGCUCAGUCGCCACAUGAACUACAUAUUCGAAAUUCUAUGUGCCGUCUCGUGGGCCAUUCCGGCCGGUGCCUCAAGUAUCGUGCCCUAUCUGUACCUACUCUACCUCACUGGACUUUUAGUUCACCGGAGCUACAGAGACGAGCGGAAGUGUUCCAUAAAGUACAAUCAGUUCUGGACGCAGUACAAGUCGUUGGUCAAGUAUCAGCUGCUACCGUACGUCCUGUAGUGUUCAGAGAUGGGUUGCGGUUUGAGCGCACCUGUUGUUUCAGCUUCGAAAUGAUAUCUGCUUAUCAUAAGUACCGAUGUCGACUACAUUGUAAAUCGUUCAAAAUAUAGAUAUAUAUAUUUUUAAAUACAUAAUCUAUGACGCAGUGUAUAGUGUGUAUUUUAAUAAUUUAAACGUACCUAGUUAAAGUGCAACAUCUGAAGCUGCGUCAAUUGGGUAAUACCAACUGAACUGAGGUCCUGCCAAUGAAUGCGCAGUGACUUCGAAUAAUUAAGGUUCCACUUCGACAACGCAGGCAACACGAAGUGUUGUAAUAACAUGAAAAUAGAGUCGAUAAUCAAUGAGAUGACCGUAUGUUCAAAGCAAACCGAUGUUGUCCUCGGAAACCUCAACGAGGGCACAACACGGUGUUGACUGAACCUCCAGCGCACAAGCAUUUCCCUUAUAAACAUGGAAUAAAUAAAAAUAUGCAACCUUCUACACUAA